CAGGGUCGUCUGUGAUGCCAACUUCAUCCUUUUCGGUUCGGACAGAUGUGGAGGGUCAAAGUUUUCAGGGAAAUAGAAAUUUUAUAUUCAGUUUGUUUGAUUGCAGAGAUUUCGGUGAAAAAGACAUGAGAAAAUAAAAAGAGAGAGAAGAAAAGGAAAAGAAAAUGAAGCAGAUUCCAUUUCAAUCUUAGGCUCUAAAAUGCUAAUAAAUACAACAUAAUACAUACCAUAAUCCAUAUUUAUAUAUUCAAGUAGAAACCCUUUUACGUGUGUACCUAUAUAUUUCCAACUUUGUGCAGCUUCUAAUUAUCAAGGUAUUAUCGUUUCCCAAGAGAAAAAGUGAGGGUUAGAAAAAGUGAGAAAAAUGGAGCUUAAUCAACAGGGCUUCUUGGAGGAGCUGCUAGCUUUCAGAAGAGACACUUGGGAAACUAUGCCAAGUUUUCCUUCAGAAAUGAGUGAGCUUUUCUCUAGUGGGUUAAACUUUGAUUGCUUUGAUGAUAAUCUUGCAGCCACACUCCCUCCCAAUACUUUCCAUGAAGAAUUCUCUUCUCCUCUUGAUCAAGAAUUCAACAAUUACUACUUUAAUGAAGUUUCCUGCCCAUUUGGCGAUGAAUUCUCGACUCCUUCAUUCACAGAUGAGUUCUCAGCUCCACAGUUUACUGAUUCUUCGUAUAACACUCUUGACACGCUGCCGUUUCCUGUUCAAGAAGAUACUCCAAUUUCUACCACAAUGGAGGAUGACCAGGACCUGGGUCUGCUUCCGAAUCAUGUCCACAGUUUGGAUAUGCAGGAUACUUGCAAAGUUGAGCGAAUUCAGUCUCCAGAAAUACCAGUGUUCAAUAUUGGUUCUUGCCCAGAAAGAAAGAUGAGAGGUAAGAAGUUGGAGGGGCAGCCAUCAAAGAACCUAAUGGCGGAGAGAAGAAGAAGAAAGAGGUUAAAUGAUCGGCUUUCGAUGCUAAGAUCAAUUGUUCCUAAGAUAAGCAAGAUGGACAGAACAUCAAUACUGGGAGACACAAUAGAUUACGUGAAGGAGCUACUGGACAGAAUCCAAAGCUUGCAACAAGAGAUUGAAGUGGGUUCAGAUCAGUUGAACAUGAUGGGCAUUUUGAAGGAUACAAAAGCAAGUGAAUUCAUAGUGAGAAAUUCACCAAAAUUUGACGUAGAAAGAGUAAAUGAAGCUACUCGGAUUGAGAUUUGCUGCGCAGCGAAGCCAGGCCUUUUGCUAUCAACAGUAAAUACUUUAGAAGCAUUAGGCCUUGAGAUUCAACAGUGCGUUAUUAGCUGCUUCAAUGACUUUGCAAUGCAAGCUUCUUGUUCAGAGGAAUUGGAGCAGAGAAGAUUGAUAAGUUCUGAUGACAUAAAGCAGGCAUUAUUUAGAAGUGCAGGAUAUGGAGGAAGAUGCCUGUAGAAAUAAUAAAAAGUGUAGAAGGGUGGAAGAACUGGGGAAGGAAUUUUAAUAGUUUUCCAAAUCUCUGUUUCAAGUGAGGUUGUAGUGACUUCAAUUUUUCAAAUAAGUUACUUCUACUCAUCAGAGCUUUUGUAUUAUCUCCUCCAAUUGGAGGACAACAUAUUAUUUCAAGUUCUUUAAUGUGAUGGCAAUAUUUUUGGAA
Messenger RNA from Hevea brasiliensis (rubber tree), 1610 nucleotides. Its product is annotated as transcription factor bHLH93. The record is from RefSeq and is a predicted model, not a curated record. Gene Ontology annotation, cellular component: nucleus. NCBI's taxonomy places the organism in Eukaryota, Viridiplantae, Streptophyta, Magnoliopsida, Malpighiales, Euphorbiaceae. Bases 365 to 1408 code for a protein of 347 amino acids. Gene Ontology annotation, molecular function: sequence-specific DNA binding; protein dimerization activity; DNA-binding transcription factor activity. The transcript has 4 exons. Gene Ontology annotation, biological process: regulation of DNA-templated transcription.